Epinephelus fuscoguttatus (brown-marbled grouper) is the source of this 5703-nucleotide messenger RNA. RefSeq names its product MIB E3 ubiquitin protein ligase 2 (gene mib2). Gene Ontology annotation, cellular component: cytoplasm. Gene Ontology annotation, molecular function: zinc ion binding; protein binding; ubiquitin-protein transferase activity. NCBI's taxonomy places the organism in Eukaryota, Metazoa, Chordata, Actinopteri, Perciformes, Serranidae. Gene Ontology annotation, biological process: protein ubiquitination. The record is from RefSeq and is a predicted model, not a curated record. The transcript is spliced from 19 exons. The coding region runs from base 125 to 3211 and encodes 1028 amino acids.
AAAGGGUUCACUCCCCCAUUAGUAGGAUGACUGCUUCAUAACACUCAGGAUUUCAGAUGCUACUGCUGGUUGACCUGGGAUAAUAGCAGCACAGGGCUCACACUGGAAUCAUACAGCUGACAGCAUGUUCAAAAGUGGGCUGAAGAUCAUGGGGCUCACCCCUGAUCUGUUCCCGGAAACACCCCUGGUGCCGUCCCUUCCCGCAAUAUCGUCGGCACGAGCCAGCUCCGUCCCUCACAAGCCCCGCAGGCGCAGUAGCAGCGGAAGUGACAGGGCUGCCAGGCCCCGGCCGUUGCGCUCAGCCUCCAGGCCAGGCCCCAGCAGAGGCAGCAUGGAGGUGGGCAUGCGCGUGGUGCGUGGCCUGGACUGGAAAUGGGGAAACCAGGAUGAUGGCGAGGGCCACGUGGGCACAGUGGUGGAGAUUGGGCGUCAAGGCAGCACUACUACGCCAGACAAGACAGUGGUGGUUCAGUGGGACAGCGGCACACGAACCAACUACCGCACUGGCUACCAGGGUUCCUAUGACCUGCUGCUUUAUGAUAACGCUCAAAUCGGCGUGCGUCACUCCAACAUCAUCUGUGACAGCUGCAAGAAGCAUGGCAUCAUGGGAAUGCGGUGGAAAUGCAAGGUGUGCUUCGACUAUGACCUGUGCACCCAGUGUUACAUGAACAACAAGCACGACCUGAGCCACGCUUUCGAGCGUUACGAGACGGCGCAUUCCCAGCCAGUGAGCUUGGCACCGAGGCAGAACCUCCCACGGAUCAUCCUCAAAGGAAUCUUCCAAGGGGUUAAAGUGGUUCGUGGACCUGACUGGGAUUGGGGCAACCAAGACGGCGGGGAGGGUAAGGUUGGGAAGGUAGUGGACAUUCGCGGCUGGGAUACAGAGUCUGGUCGCAGUGUGGCCAGCGUCACCUGGUCUAAUGGCACCACCAAUGUGUACCGAAUGGGCCACAAGGGCAAGGUAGACCUCAAAUAUGUGUCUGACGGCCAAGGAGGCUUCUACUACAAAGACCAUCUACCAAAGCUAGGAGAGCAUGCAGAGCUGCAGCGCCAGGAGAGUGCUGAUGGCCACUCCUUCCAGCAGGGCGACAAGGUCAAAUGUCUCUUGGAGGUGGACAUCCUGCGACAGAUGCAGGAGGGCCAUGGAGGGUGGAACCCCAAAAUGGCUGAGUACAUUUGCCGGAUUGGGACUGUUCAUAGAAUCACUGACCGAGGAGAUGUCAGAGUCCAGUACAGCAACAACAUCCGCUGGACUUUCCAUCCUGGGGCUCUCACCAAGGUGAACACAUUUGGAGUUGGCGAGCUAGUAAGAGUAUUGGAGGACAUCGAGAGUGUGAAGAGACUGCAGGCUGGCCAUGGAGAGUGGACAGACAGCAUGGCUCCUGUGCUUGGCCAGGCCGGGAAGGUGUUGAAAGUAUAUGCGGAUGGUGACCUACGGGUGGCAUUUGGAGGACAGACGUGGACAUUCAACCCAGCAUGCCUCUCUGCUCAGACCGUGGAGGUGGAUGCCAACCUCAUGACAGCCGAGAACCCCAACGAAUCUGGAAGUACUGUCAUCUCAGUGUUGGAGAAGCUGCUGUCUCAGUCCACAGAGCAGGACAAUCCCAGCCGGCUGGUCAUUGAGGCAGCACACGGCAGUGCCAACAAAGUGCGAGAGUUGGUGCAGAAGUACCCUGACAAGGUGGAUAUAAAGAACCAGGGCAAGACUGCAUUGCAGGUCGCCGCUCACCAAGGCCACAUGGAGGUGGUGAAGGCCUUGCUGCAGGCCAACAGCUCCAUCGAGGUCAAGGAUGAAGACGGAGACACAGCAUUGCACUACACUGCCUUCGGUAACCAGGCAGAGAUCACACGGCUGCUGUUGAGCAAGGGGGCAAAUGUCAACCUCCUGAACAACUCCAUGUGCACGGCGCUUCACAUUGCUGUCAACAAGGGCUUCACCGACGUGGUGCGAGUGCUGACAGAACAUUCAGCUGACGUCAAUCUCCAGGAUUCAUACGGGGACACACCGCUCCAUGACGCCAUUGCUAAAGAUUUCCGCAAUAUCAUCGAGAUCCUGGUCUUGGUGCCCAACAUUGACUUCACACAGCAGAACCACAGAGGCUUCAACCUGCUGCACCACGCUGCCCUCAAAGGAAACAAACUGGCCACAGAGAAGAUCCUGGCCAGAGCGCGGCAGCUGGUGGACGUUAAGAAGGAGGACGGCUUCUCUGCGCUGCAUCUGGCCUCCCUCAAUAACCACCGGGAUGUAGCUGAGAUCCUCAUCAAGGAGGGACGCUGCGACAUCAACAUCCGCAACAACCGGAACCAGACGCCGCUGCAGCUGGCAGUGACGCAGGGCCACACUGACUUGGUGCAGCUGCUGGUGUCCGAGGGUGCUGACGUCAACAUGGAGGAUGAGGACGGCGAUACGGCCAUGCACGUUGCCCUCCUCCGCCCACAGCUGGCCAAUGUUAUGCUCAGCCCCGCCGUGGGAACCAGCAGCAGUGAAGAGAGCAGCGAGGGGUGCUCUUCCACAUCGCUCUACUGCAGGCUGAGCGCUUCAGGUCUUCUGGGGAAUACCGAGCUGAGUGUUGGUGCAGCUAUCGCUUGUUUUCUAGCGCAGGAAGGGGCUGACAUCAACUACGCCAACCACAAGGGAAAGAGUCCCCUGGACCUGGUGGCAGACAGCACCAUGAUGCAGCUCAUCAAGGGCUUCUCUGAGAAACACAGGUUGCAACGUCUGCAGGCCAUCACAUGUGGACAGGGCCUGAGCAGCGCCAGCCUGAGGCGGGUCCACACUACGCCCAACACCAUGACCAACCUGGUUCUUCCCACACCGCCGGGUCCCAGUGAAUGCCUCAUCUGCUCCGAGCUGGCUCUGCUGGUUCUCUUCUGCCCAUGCCAGCACAGCGUGGCCUGUGAAGAGUGUGCCCAUCGAAUGAAGAAAUGCAUCAAAUGCCAAGUCACAAUCACCAAGAAAAUUAGACAAGACCAAACAGAGGUAGACUGCAGCCCCGGCACUGAGAACUCGGAGCAGCACAAUCUGCUGGAGCAGCUGCAGUCUCGCUACCGCCAGAUGGAGGAACGAAUCACUUGUCCCAUCUGCAUUGACAACCACAUCAAGCUGGUCUUCCAGUGCGGACACGCCUCCUGCAUCGACUGCAGCGCCGCGCUCAAGACCUGUCCGAUCUGCCGGCAGACCAUCCGCGAGCGCAUCCAGCUGUUCGUCUGAGUUUCUCUGUCCUCUCAGCUCUUAACGACCCAAAGAGGAUGUGGGAGGGGGCUGGGGAGAAGCGGGGGUGGGAGGGGGCAGCUGUUACCUUUUGAAGAUCCAGUGACGUUUAUCUGCCUGUCGCACCCUCCUGCUCAUCCCUCUCCCCCCCUCAUCGAAUGCUCACUCAGCUCAUAGGUUGCUUUACAAGAAAACGCUGUGUUACAUCGCUGAGAGUCCACCGUUUGUUACAUUAUGAGUAGUUUCCUUCUUGAGCAGCGCAGGCGGAAACAUGCCCAUUUCUUAAUUUUCAGCAACAGAACUGAUGUUCCGCCGAGCCCAGCGGGACGCAAAUGAAGCGAAGUUGUGGCGGGAGGAAAAAGGUCCCCCACCUCCUCUUUUCCUUACUCCCACCCAGCCUCCACCUCCUGUAAUCUGUCCUAUCUUUGCUGCUUUAAGUGGAUGUCUGUUACCCAUCAUCCUCUCUGGCUCUCUGGCCCCCUCUGUUUACAAGGCUGCGCAGAAUCAGUCCCCGUCUUCUCGCCCCUCAGCUUGUCCUGUGAAUUAUGUUUGCUCUCAUUUGUACCAAUCUCUUAAUAAUCAGUGUUAGUCUCUGCAGAGGGAGUUGGUAUAACUAAAGGCUCUCUAUAUAGUCCCCAGCCACUCGCCUGUAUGCAAGGGGAAAUACACACUAUAUAUGCAUGAAUAUAUGCAUAUUGUAAAGCUGAAAAUGACUGUGUUGUCAUGGGUGAUUUGUCGUCGUUGUUGUUUUUAUUUCUCUCUGGUUACAUUUGUGGUUUUUAAUGUACCGAUCAGUACAGGUUUUUAUUUAUGUGUGAAAGGUGGUAUUACUUAGUAAUGUCCUUAUUUUAGUUGGUGUUUGCUUGGCAAAAAUGUUUUUAUUUCUACUGAACUUCACCCCAAGCCUAUGUCCUCUACUCAGGGUAUCAAAUCAUUGAAAGCACUUGUGAUAUCCAUAACAGGUUAAAGAGCCCCCCCCCCACACAUACCCACCAUUACAGAGCUACAGUGUAGGGGAUCAUUUUAGUGGAGAGUCACUGAAAGAAAAGGUCAUAAAGUUGUGCAUAGUGACUCAAAAUCACUAUAAACUUUAAAAGUUUGGUUCUCAUUAGUGAAAUGAAUGUUUGCAGGAGAGUUCCUGCAACAAAACAUCCAAAAAACACCCCCUAAAAGUCAUCCAAGUAUCCCAGAAGCAGCAGUCAGCUUUACAGCAUUGUGUUAGUCUGCCUGUUUGUGUCUGAAGGCCGCAGUCCAUCUGUCGUCUGGCGUAGAGAACCCCAAAAAGCAGCGGAUGUUCGUGUUUCGUUAAUUAUCCACCAGACGUGUUGUGAGAUAUAGAAUCAGAAGGGCAAAAACGUGACAUUGUUGUGUUGCACCUCUAGUUCCACGUCUACCUUCCCACUGGAGUCAUUUCAGAAGAAACCCCCCCCCCUCCUCUGGAGUUCUGGAUUGUACAUCAUCUUCAUCCUUUCUAAUGUUUUGGUGUGUUUUCUUGAAGGGCUUAUGCAUAUGAGAAAAAAAAAAAGUAUCUAUUUUAAUCGUUAUUUAAUUUUUAUUUUCUAUAACAAACUUCCAGAGACAGGAGGGUUUUUUGUCUUCAUUAGAUCCCAAAUUUUGGGAGAGCCAAUGUUAAAGAUGUACAUUUGAAUGUCGGGGAAGAAAAAUGUAUCCUGUCUCACUCUGCCUUUUUUUAUGUGUAAAGAAAAAAAAGAUGUAAGAGACGGAGCUGGAGAGACCGAGACGUAUUUACCACAAGUUUUACUUUGAGGAAAGAACUUUUACAUCUGUGCCAAAUCGCAUGAGGAUGUGCAUGGGCAUGCACGCCCGAAUUUAUCUAGAUGCACUAUGCUAAACCCCUCCGAGCUCAAGCGAGGGUUCAAUUAUUCCAGCAGUGUGAAGUAAACUAAAAAGCAGACGUUAGUAUUUAAUUUUGUUCAAAAUAAGAAGUGUUAUCUCAGCACACUCAGUUACUGGUGUUAGAAGUUGAGCUAAUGGUGUUAGCCUCCUAACUUUAGCUGUAGUGCUCUCAACCUCAUGUUCUCAAUGACAAGUGACGCUACACCCAUGUUCAAAAUAUUAUCAGUCCCAUAUUGUUUGGAGCUUUUUACAAGUAUAUAUAUUUAUAUUUUGUGAGACAUUAUCAAUCAAGGGACAAGUUUCGUACAGAAAUUUCGACAUUUUAAGGAUUGUCCAUCGGUGUUUUAAGUUAAUGGUUUUACAGGCAAAGGCAAUAAUGUUUUAGAAAAACAAGGAAGAUGUCUGAGUUCUUUCUUUUUCUCCCCCUUAAGGAGGUCGUCUGUGAGGGCGGGAAACAAUUUCUGUAUAAAAACACUAUCAAAGCAGCAAAUGUUACUAUUGGUGUUUGUACAGUUCAGCUCUUGGAGUUCUGAUGUUGGCCUUACUGUCCAUUCCUCCUCUGUUGAUGUUUUUUCAGUUGUAUUCUGUACAAAAAUAUUUUGCAAUAAAUAUGGAACUGUUUUCUAAGGACUUGA